GUGUGCGAGCUGAAGGCGUACAGGGCGAGAUGCUGUUGAUGCUACAGCUGUUUGGGCUCCAUGUCUCCUUCAGGGCCCACUGAAGAAGACAAGACUGCACGUGCACUGGGGAACUUCAACACAGCAACCUGAGGACCUUACAACUAUCACUUUUUAACCCAAUUUCCUCACCAUUCUUGCAUCUUUAAGACUUAACAAAACAAAGAGAAAACAAUGAGGACCAAGUGGUGUCAACUGGUUGCACAGUUCUUUCUCUUAGAAGUGUUGCUCUCUGUGGUGGACAGUAAAGGAACUUUCUAUGGGGGCCAUGUCAAUCCUUUUUAUGGAAACAGAUACAACCUGUAUAAGGCUGGACUCAACCCUCACCACACACCAAACAAGCCCAUGACUCGCCACAAAAACCAUUGUGCCUACGUUGUCCAGAAGAAUAUUACAUGCACCAUGCAGGAUGGAGUGGCCACCUAUGUGAAGGCUGAGUACACCACCAAGUGCAUCUGGGGUCAGAAAUGUCCAGUUGUCAUGUACAGGACAUUCUACAAACCAAAGUACAAGGUGGGCUAUAAAACAGUGACUGAGCUGGAGUGGAGAUGUUGCCCUGGCUACUCUGGGGAGAGCUGCUUUGAUGGACCCACGUCACUGCCUGACGUCAUGAUUCCACCUUUAAAGGGAGCAGGUUUUCCUCAUCGCCCUGGGAUGAAGGGCUUCCCCUAUGGCCCUAGACCUCCUGUGGACCAGAGGCCUGGAAGUGGCCAGUUUGAGCCAGGCAAACCCUACCCCAAUGUACCUGACCACAGACCAAUACCCACAGGACAACUGCCUGCUGGAAAUGGAAAACCAAACUAUGGGAACAAAUUCGGGAUUUCAGGAGUGACUGGUGAACGUUUGGACCGUAUGGAGGAGGACCUGCGCCGCCUCACCCAGGGUCUAGACACUCUCAACGGGGUGGUGGCUGGCCUCGAGGAACGACUGCGAACAUCUCUUCGGGAAGACACCAACAAAAUCUUGGUGUCCCUGCUGCCCAAUCCUCCUCGUGUGCCCGACUCAACAGUGGGAUUUGGAGUGAUAACAGAUGGGACUCCUGAUGGAUUGGAAGGAGGAGAAAGCUUCACUGGAUUUGGGGACCUUGCAGUGAAGGUAACAGAAGUUAGCGAUCAGCUGCGGGUCAAGACUCACAUCAUAGAGGAGAUUCAGGGAAUGGUCCUGGGUCAUGAUGGCCAGCUGAAGAGGCUGUUGGAAGGAGCUGACGGCAAGCCCAUCCCUGGUCCUAGCACCACCUUUCAACUGGACGAGAUCGUGGAUGCCAAGUUGGCUGACCUGCGGGCUGAGAUCCUGGAUGGUUUUGAGCGCCGUCUGACUGGUCUAGAGAGCCACUGUAAUGAGAAGAUUGGGGCAGUGCAGAAGCAGUGCCAUAGGGAGCACAUGGAUGGCCAGGAGCAGAUGCAGCAGUCCCUGGAUGGAAGAGAGACUGGGCUCAGGGAGGAGUUGGGCACUUUGCAGGCUCAGAUCCAGGGCCUAACUCUAACCGAGAGCUGCUGUGGACAGGUAAACAGCCUGUCCCAGCGUGUGCUGCUGCUGGAGGAGUCAGUUAAAGGUCUCACAGAAUCUCAGAGACAGCUACAGGCAGCCCUCACUGACCAGAGCAUCCAUGUGGAGACACUGAUUGAAACCCGUCUGGUGGACAUAGAGGGCCGCCUCAAUUCCACCGAGGGUGGACCUGAUGGAAUAGGAGGGUUUCCUGGUGGUCUCGAUGGCUUCAAGAAUAUGCUAGAGGACAAGUUGAAAACCCUGGAGGUGAGAGUGUUUGUGGCUGUGGAGGAGCUCAGCAAUGCCACUGCACCGGCACUGCUGGAGGGCCAGGUUGUCCCUGCGCUGGAGACAGAGAUUGAGUCUUUGAGGAGGAGAGUAGAGGGGGACCUGGGCAGCAUUCAUAAACAGUUAAUAGACCUGGAGCUUCUUUGCACCUCUUCCUGUGCACCCUCCACCCCUUCAGCAGGGGGUGUCUCUGGUGUGGAGGAGGAGUGGGAUGGGAUGGAAAAGAAGAUGACUGACCGUCUGGACUCCCAUUCAGAUCAGCUGGACCGUCUAAACAAUACUCUGCAGAACUUGCUCUUCCGUAUCGCCCAUGAGGACUCUGAGGGCUCAGUCCAAGGAGAGAUCACCCUGCUGAAGGUCAACAUUAACUCUGUGAACCGUUCUCUGAAAGGCCUAAAGGACUCUAUUCACUUCAUUGCAAGUGAAGUGGGCCAUGCUAACUCCACCUGGGAGCAGAGAGAGCACCACCUAGUCAACCAGAUGCAUGGAAUCACUAAACUAGUGGGCCAUCAAGCCUCGCUCCUGGGGGCUGGGGAGAGGCGGCUGGCCCAGCUGAAGGGAGAACUGGUGGCCUUGAAGAGAAGGCUAGCUGGGGAGCUUCAAGGCUGCCGGAGCACAGCAAUAGAGGUGCAGAGGGAGGUGAAAGAUGUUGAUAGCAGGGUUAGCCAGGUAGAGGGCCAGUGCAACAGCCUGGGGGAGCUGGCAGAACACCUAGAGAGGAUCAGGGCUGAGCUUGAGAGACACUCAGACUCCUACCUGGCUCAGGUGAAUGGCACCCUGGCCAACCAUUCGGAACAGCUAGCUGAGCUGAAAGGAGAGGUCAAAGACAGUGUGGCCAAGGAAGCAUCCAACCAAAAAGGAGACCAGUAGCAUCUGAGCUACAGAAGUUUUUUGUUUUUUAGAUUUUUUUUUUUUUAAAGAGAGACUUGUGUGUGCUUCUCACUAGGCUCAAGUGACUUCCUCUGCUUCUCUCCUCCCCUUUUCAAACACCAUCUGCAUAGAUGCUUAUUAACGGAAGCGGUGAAAGUCAUUUCCCAUAAGCCCCCUACCCCAGAGCCUCCCGAUGCCCUGGGUAUUUAGUUUAGUGAAGUGAGGAGAGGGAGACACAGAAUACAAAGACACACCUAUGGUUGUAUAGCUGGGCUUUUCCCUUUGAGAUUUUAUUCUAUAGGGCAUUUGUUUUAUUUUUUUUCUGGUCAUGAUUUUUUUUCACAUUUGACCUUUUUUAACUUAUAUGAAGUGACUGCAUAGUUAUGAUGUUAAACUGUAUUAGACAUAUUGCAAAAAAUUAUUUUAAAAAAAGUGAAUGAUGUGGGACUAAUACGCUGCUACGGGUUGCUACUGACAAACACACUCAACAUCCUCUGUGUGGACACUUGUCUGGUCUUUUUUAAACGAAUACUGUAUGUCAACUUGGUGCUAUUUACAUUUUUGUAAACAUUUGUUUUUACAAAUGGUAAAAAAAAUGACAUAUGUCUGCUUUGACAGCUGUGUUUUUUUCCUGCCGCAUUGCUUCAGGUUGCAGAGAAGUACCAAAAUUCACCAUUGGGGGACAGCAAUAACACAUUAAAUGGCAUGGUAGA
This is a messenger RNA of Scomber scombrus (Atlantic mackerel), 3395 nucleotides long. It is a transcript of the gene emilin3b, whose product is annotated as EMILIN-3. The coding region runs from base 214 to 2682 and encodes 822 amino acids. The transcript has 6 exons. Gene Ontology annotation, cellular component: extracellular matrix. The record is from RefSeq and is a predicted model, not a curated record. Gene Ontology annotation, molecular function: protein binding. NCBI's taxonomy places the organism in Eukaryota, Metazoa, Chordata, Actinopteri, Scombriformes, Scombridae.